This is a messenger RNA of Rattus norvegicus (Norway rat), 2626 nucleotides long. The record is from RefSeq and is a predicted model, not a curated record. Lineage: Eukaryota; Metazoa; Chordata; Mammalia; Rodentia; Muridae.
GAAAAACACAUCUUGACUGUCACCAGGUCAAAGUGUUCUACGGCCUCUUUAACGAGUGGAGAAUGGAGCCCCGCCUUUGUACGGGUGGCAUGCUGAGAACCUCGCCGACCAAACAAGCAGGCCAUCAUUCGCACCCAGAGAACUCUGCAAUCUGGUCAGGAAAGCAAGACGUGGCGCUGGAAAAAAACGACCCCAGCCCAUGAGAGGCUGUCACCUACAUUCCAGGAGAACCAGAAAGGAAGCCAUCCUAGUCUUGAAUUAAGCAAGACCAGUUUUCGCCAGGCAUGGUUGGACAAACCUGUAAUGCCAACACUUUCAGUGUCAGUGUCCAUGGCAUGAAACAGGGCUUGAUCGUGGCCAUUAAAACAAGGGGCUGAUUUCCCCUGAAUAAGAAGUCUACAGGUAGGGGUUGUGGCUUGGCAGUAGAAAGUCUGCCCACCAUGCUCAAGGUCUUGAGUUCAAUCCUUAGCACUGAAAGUAAACAGAAAGUCUGGAAGUGGGCAACAGGACCAGCCAGCCACGGACCCUGUCACCAUUCAGGACUAAAUUCUACCUUACUACUCUACCAUCGUUAGCACACGUCUGCCCUUGCCAUGGCUGAAUCCCAGCAUGAAAGCAAAGAGGAAGAGAGAAGUUUCAAGCCAACCUUUUAUGGAAGACACUGGCUCUUCCCCAAACCUCAUCAGUUAUGCCUCCAUGAAAUCUUGUUGGCCAGAAGCACUUUAUAGAUCUGUGUUGGAAAACAAGAGGUCUGAAUAGCAGAUUGCCGCUUACACCCAGGUAGGUCCCACUUAAAAUGAGAAGGGAAAAUUCAAGUCAGAUAAGAUGGUGUGCACCUGUAAUCCCAACCCUGGAGAAACUGAUCAUGAGUUCGAGGCCAGCCUGGAGUACUGUGACACCCUCCCUCCAAAACAUAAAUAAGUAAGUAAAUAAUAAAAAGGAGGUUUGGGGAUGAUGUAACCAACUGCAGACAUGUCAGAAUGGAAGCAUCGAAUAAGCUAAAUCAAAAAGCAGAGAACAAGUAUUUACUAUUCAAAUGUAAUCCCACCUGAAGCUUCUGAACAGGCAUCUAAAGAAAAGGCCACAUUCCGACAGCCUAGGCUGUCUUUAGAAGCUUCCUGUGCAUAUAGCACUUAGCAAGUUGCUUGCCCAGAGACUACCCAGAAUUCCUGGGAUCAGCAGAUACAAUAUAAAGUACAGGAUGUUCUAAAAAUGGUACUUGUCAUAAGAGCUAACAUGACUGCCCUGGCCCAGGGAUAGAAAGAUUGGUGAGCACUUGAGUGAUGAGCCCCAUCUAUAAUUUAGUGAGCUCCACUCAUUCACGGACUCCGACACCGCCUGACAGGGGAAAAGGGCCAUCUCCUUCCGCUCCUGUUCAAGUCACCAGAGAGUUGUGGUUGGCGAUGAUGGGAAGUGUUGCAAAGGAGCCCGGCAUUUCCUGUGCCCUAAACGGCUCCAGCUUCCGAACCUGGGCAUGCUCCAGACAUAAACCCAAUGAGGCAGACAAAAGAAAUACUAACAAUUAGUCAGGCAUGCAAGGUCCAGUGGAAAUAGUCAUUAAAGAUACGAUAUGAUCAUUUGGUGGUUUUCCAGAGAGCUUUAUCACAGGGUGCUGCCAGCCUUUCAGCUGCUUUCCAGUUGUGCGGUGGGACAGCAAGCUGAGAGGCCCCUCCCUCUGACUCCAGCCAAGCUGAGAGGCCCCUCCCUCUGACUCCAGUCUGGAGCCCUUUUCAAUGGCACCUGCUAAUCUUGUUAAAUCUUAAAUGCUUUUUGGUUUUAUGGGUCCACUUGCUUUUCCUUCCAGCCUUCUUUGACCUUGUUGUCUUUGUGUGGCUUGUAUGUGUGAGGGUUGUACAGUUAAUUCUAGAACACAGCAGGAUGAAGACUAUGUAUGCGACAUAUGCCAUAGACAAAAAGGUACAGAAAAAAAAUGAUGUUGCUCUUCAAAUAAGAUUAAAGAUAUAUACUGGGCAUUUAAGAUAUGUAAUGAAUUUUGGUCACCUGACCGCUGUUUUCAGAAGGGGAAAAUGAAUUUGUCCUAAAGUCAUUUUAGCUCAGUAAAAAUGCACCAGACACGAGAAUAGAAAAUGUAUGUUACUUUUCCCCUGCCGCCGCCAAGUUGCGCAGAGGCGGAAGCUCUGGUGCAUUCAAGAUUCAGCAUCACCCAUAAUCUACCGCCAUGGCCGAGGAAAGCAUAGCUGUUGGAGGUGUAAUGGACAUCAACACUGCUCUACAAGGGAUGCUGAAGACCGCCCUCAUCCAUGACAGCCUAGCACGUGACAUACGCGAAGCUGCCAAAGCCUUUGACAAGCGCCAAGCCCAUGUCUAUGUGCUUGCCUCCGACUGUGAUGAACCCAUGUGUGUCAAGCUGGUGUACGCACUCUGUGCUGAGCACCAGAUCAACCUGAUAAAGGCUGAUGACAACAAGAAACUUGGGGAAUGGGGAGGCCUCUGUAAAAUCGAUCGAGAGGGGAAACCACAGAAAGUGGUUGUUUGCAGUUGUGUAGUGGUUCAAGAUUAUGGCAAAGAAUCUCAGGCCAAGGAUAUCAUCAAGGAGUACUUCAAAUGCAAGAAAUGAAUAAAUAAAAUUUUGGCAAAAGAAAAUGUAUAAGUUAGUCUAGCCAUA